UCUGCAUCGAGCUUCUGCAUCGACCUUCGAGGAAUAAAAGGCAGAGGCAGGACCGCACUGCCCUCUUGGAGGGGACGCCGUCUGUAUGUCCCUACUCUUCAAAAACCUGCGCGUCCACCAAAUCUUUGGGGCGAACACCGAUGUGGGGAAGACGAUCCUGACCACCGCUCUGGUUCGCGGGUCCGCUGCGCUCAAGAAUGAGGUGUACUACCUCAAGCCCAUCAGCACGGGUCCGAUGGAGGAGGCUGAUGAUGAGUGAGUGGUUCUCACUCUACCUGCCGCGGACACUUGAACGACUCGGAACCAGACACAUCAAACGCUACAGCGGAUCUCUCAUGGACAGAAUACACACGGAAUGCCUGUAUCGGUUCCACGUCCCCGUGAGCCCGCAUCUCGCGGCGCAGAUGGCGCUGGGAGACGGGUCCGCCGAAAAGAUCGUCUCGGACAGCACUUUCGUCAACUCAGUCGCUAGCUAUGUGAGGCGGUGCGCGGGCCGGGCGGGUCCAACAGCUGCGCACAUGUACGUGGAAACGGCCGGAGGUGUCCACAGCCCCACGUUAUCGGGUGCAACCCAAGCCGACUGCUACCGGCCCCUCUUUUUGCCUACUGUGCUCAUCGGAGACUCCAGACUCGGGGGCAUCUCAUCGACCAUCUCUGCCUACGAAUCGCUCAUCCUCCGGGGCUACAUCGUAGACUCGAUCCUCCUCUUCCGGGAUACCUACUACCGCAACAGCGAAUACCUGACGCCCUACUUUGCGGAGCGGGGUGUCGCCGUCACUGCGUUCGAUCCUCCGCCUCCCAAGUUAGAGAAUCUGGACGAGAACUACGUGUCGACUCAGCAGUACUACGACCAACUCGACAUGGCACCGGUGCUCAGCCAUUUGGACGAGCAGCAUUCCCAACGACUGGCUGAGCUAUCCUCGAUGCCCAAACGGUCGAUGAACACUUUCUGGUGGCCCUUCGUCCAGCACGGACUCGUCAAGAGCGAAGCCGACGUGACGGUAAUCGACCAUGCGACGUCGGACUUCUUCUCGGUGUACAAACCCGAUGACUCGAGCUCUUCCCAGCUGAAAAGCCAGUUCGACGGCUCGGCUUCUUGGUGGACCCAAGCCCUGGGACACGGCAACUCUGCGCUGACGCUGGCUGCGGCGCGCGCCACUGGCCGAUAUGGCCACGUCAUCUUCCCGCAGGCAACGCAUGCGCCGGCGCUGCAGCUGGCGGAGACGCUGGUGCGCGACGGGCCCGGGAAGGGGUGGGCGUCGCGCGUGUUUUUCUCGGACGACGGGUCGACGGGGAUGGAGGUCGCGCUCAAGAUGGCGCUGCGCGCGUUUUCGGUGCGGCACGGCCUGGAGGGCGCGGACCGCAAGACCGUCGGCGUGCUCGGGCUGCGCGGCAGCUAUCACGGAGACACCAUCGGCGCGAUGGAUGCGUGCAUCGAGGAGGGCGUUUACACGUGCGAAUGGCACAACGCUAAAGGGUUCUGGUUUGACCCGCCCGCCGUCUCAAUCCGCGAUGGCCGGCCCGUGAUCACUCUGCCCACCGCUCUGGCGGCCUCAGGUGACUCCACUGUGCUCAACGACGAUUUGUCAUGGAUCUACGACGUCAAUAAGCGGCUCGAAACGUCUCUGGCAUCGACAUAUCGCGAGUGGAUCACCAAGACCCUAGACGGCCUCGAGAAAGCGGGAGGACCUCGCCUUGCCGCGCUGGUUCUCGAGCCUCUGAUCUUGGGCGCCGGGGGCAUGAUCUUCGUCGAUCCGCUCUUCCAGCGCGUUCUUGUCGACACCGUCAGAGCGAGAGGCACUUCGGCCGAGCCUGGAGCAUGGCAAGGUCUGCCGGUGAUAUUCGACGAAGUGUUCGUUGGGUUGUACCGCCUCGGCAUGAAGAGCACCAUCCCGCUGCUCGGUGUCACUCCAGAUAUCUCGGUCCACGCCAAGAUCCUGACGGGCGGCAUCAUUCCACUGGCAGUCACACUGGCCACGGACUCGAUUUUCCAGGCGUUCUACGGACCGGACAAGGCGACCGCGCUCUUGCACGGGCACUCCUACACGGCUCACGUAAUGGGGUGUGAAGUGGCGAAUGAGACUCUGCGGCUGAUCGACAAAGAGGCGUCGAGUGAGUCGUGGGCUGUAGCGAAAACACGAUGGGAACCUGCCCCAGGAACUCCGAGUACGGUUUGGAGUGUGUGGGACCUGGAGUUCCUCAAAACCCUCUCGCGCAUGGACGUCGUCGAUGAGGUCAUGGCCCUGGGCACCGUUCUCGCCAUCAAAGUCAAAGACGCGGGUGGAAGCUACGUGUCCAUGUCGGCACAGACGAAGCUCAACUCGAUCAGGUUCGGGGACAGUGAGGAUGCGAGCACGACGUCGUUUGGGAUCCAUUUCAGGACACUGGGCAACGUUGCAUACUUCAUGACUAGUCUCAAUACCGAGCAGGAGACGGUUAGGGCUGUAGAAGACAAGAUCUGGACUGCGUUGAGCAAGUCCAGCUAAUAGACAAUUUAAAAGGCUUCGAUGGCAACAACGUCUUUGAAAGCGCCAUCCCUUUGUCAACACGCUUCUCAUUCGGGAUGUCGUCGUCCUUUGACGCUCCCAAUUCUUUAAAAAGGCGUCUAUUUUUCGACUAUUUCCCUGACAUUGCAGUCCACCAUACCAAUGAGCACCGAGCGCCAACACCGUCGAGAGGACAGUGCCUCGUCCGAGCUCACUGACAGCAGUGAUCGGGUGAGCAGUUCCUCCUUCCCUGCCGCAACCUCUCGUCAUGCCAUACGUGCAGAGCUCCAGCGCCGAGUCGCCCACCUCAACUGAAGUCGACUUCGACUUCUGCUAUGAUUCGCACCAAGCCAUACUCGUGCCGCACCACAGACCCGCAAUAAACACCAUGCCCAAGAUGCGGGACUUUGCGUAUCCGCCCACGGAUUCGCGCCACCACCGCAUGCCCACGGCCGACAGCGACUGUCUGACGAGGGAGCUGGAGGCCAUCCAGAACGAGAAGAAGCGAUCGGCUUUCCCGAAGUUCUUGAGGAGGCUCGUUCCAGUGGGUGGCCUCGGUAUCAGGUCGGUGCGACGCUAUCUCACGCACUGGGCAGAAUGCAGCGCUCUGAGCGGGCGCAGUCAAUACGGUGUAAAAACAAUUAGUAAUAGCACUCUCUGUACUUAGUAUAUUUAGAGAUGAUUGGAAUGAACGUGUCCGGGACAUCGUUCCCCAAGUCGAGGUCGACAACCAAUUCCCAUGGCGUCGAUUUGGGCCCCCAUCGGCAGACGGACGGCUGAGAGAUGGAGCAGGGGUUACUUGAGCCGAGGAGAUCUUCGAGUCCUAUGCUCGUUGUGCCCGGGGAGGACCAUGACAAGUGUGACCAAGUGGCAAAACGGCAGAAACUAACGCGGAUUGUCACACAUCACGUGACAAUGUGACGCCUAACCCAUCU
Molecule: messenger RNA, 3421 nt
Organism: Mycena citricolor
Lineage: Eukaryota; Fungi; Basidiomycota; Agaricomycetes; Agaricales; Mycenaceae
Source: the annotation of a GenBank genome assembly